AUGUUUCAAGCAGAUAGACAGCUCGAUCUUCCGACUAAGGAUAUUCUCUCCUAUAUUUUCGACAACCCUAACUACGACCAGGACAAGCCAAUAUACAUCGAUGUUCACAGUACAUCACGAUCUAUUUCUUGCAACCAGGCGCGGAAGAUCGUUCGCCAGCUCAUCGCUGGCCUGCGAGCUGCGGGAGUCCAGCAAGGGGAUUGCAUCGCCAUCCACUCAUUCAACGAUAUUUACUAUUGCAUGCUAGUCCUCGCCAUCAUCGGUGCAGGUGGUGUGUUCACAGGAACUAAUCCGUCUUACACAGCUGCAGAGCUUGCUCAUCACAUAAAAACUUCUAAAGCCAAGUUUCUCAUAUCAGAACCUGAGAUUCUAGCUCCCCUUCUUGUAGCUGCCAAAGAAAGAAAAAUCUCAGAGGCGAACAUAUGGAUAUUUGACACCCAAGGACAAACACUUCCACCUGGUAGUCGGUCGUGGAAAGGCUUGCUGAAUCACGGCGAACAAGACUGGGUCCGUUUUGAGGACGCGAAUGCCUCGCGCAAUACUGCAGCAGCACGACUUUUUAGCAGUGGUACUACUGGUCUGCCCAAAGCAGUGACAAUCACGCACCUGAAUUUAAUUGCACAACAAGAGUUGACAUCCAAAGCUCAUCCGCGACCCCACAGUGUAUCGCGCGUUGUUGCUAUCCCGAUCUUUCAUGCUGCCGCAGCUCCGUCAACACACGUUGGUGCACUUUCUGGGGGGGAGGUCAUCUACAUGAUGCGUCGGUUUGAGCUGCAGUUGUUCCUCCAAACGUUUGAGAAAUACCAGGUGACUGAAAUGGCGUUGGUGCCGCCUCUUGUCAUUGCCAUUCUAAUGUCGCCCUAUACGAGAACAAGGCCCUUUUUGAAGUCCGUCCGACACGCUUCGUGCGGAGCUGCCCCCCUUGAUAAAGAUUUGCAGGCCAAAGUUCUCCAAUUGAUGGGCGAGGGAGCUACAUUCAAUCAAGUUUGGGGAAUGACAGAAACAUCUUGUAUCGCUACCAUGUUUCCUCACGAUGAACGUGAUGAUUCAGGUUCAAUUGGCCGGAUAAUUCCCAAUGUUGAACUCAAGCUUGUGGAUGAUGAGGGCCACGAUAUUUCCGCCUACGGAGUUCGCGGAGAGAUCUGUGUCCGUGGCCCAACGGUAACACCGGGGUAUUUCGGCAAUCCAAAGGCCAACUCUGAGGGCUUUGAUGUUGAUGGUUGGUUCAAAACAGGCGAUAUUGGAUACUGCGACCAGGUAACGCGGAAAUGGUAUAUUGUGGACCGCAAAAAAGAACUUAUCAAAGUACGCGGUUUUCAAGUAGCUCCUCCAGAGCUUGAAGCUGUUCUGCUUUCACACCCUCAGAUUGUCGAUGCCGCAGUCAUUGGAUUAAGUAUCCCUGGAGCUGAUGGCGAGUUGCCUCGUGCUUAUGUAGUGCGUAGGCCGGGCCCAGCAGGCUCCCAGCUGACUGAAUCAGAAGUGAAGGAGUACCUAUCCACCCGUCUUGCGAAAUACAAAUCUCUGACAGGGGGGGUGAAAUUUGUGGAUACGAUAGCUAAAAAUGCGAGUGGAAAAAUAUUGAAGAGGCUUUUGAGGGAGGACAGUAAGAAAGACUAUUACGCCGGCCAGAUUACGCCCAAGCUGUAG
Talaromyces proteolyticus is the source of this 1647-nucleotide messenger RNA. RefSeq lists its product as uncharacterized. Lineage: Eukaryota; Fungi; Ascomycota; Eurotiomycetes; Eurotiales; Trichocomaceae. Bases 1 to 1647 code for a protein of 548 amino acids. The transcript has 5 exons. Gene Ontology annotation, biological process: secondary metabolic process. The record is from RefSeq and is a predicted model, not a curated record. Gene Ontology annotation, molecular function: CoA-ligase activity.